This is a messenger RNA of Drosophila busckii, 1330 nucleotides long. RefSeq names its product protein sprint. Lineage: Eukaryota; Metazoa; Arthropoda; Insecta; Diptera; Drosophilidae. The transcript has 4 exons. Bases 215 to 1009 code for a protein of 264 amino acids. The record is from RefSeq and is a predicted model, not a curated record.
AUCACCGCAACAGCAGCAGCAGCAGCUUUACUACCAACAUCAUCAUCAUCAUCAUCAUAGCCAUACACAUACACAGCCGUUGCAACCAAAAGCCGCACAUCGUCAUCACGUGGAGCAGCUGCAGCUGUUGCACAGCCAUCACGCUCACAGUCAUGCAACAGAGCCGCAAUUGCCACGCUCGCCCAGCUCCGAGGAGGAUAAUUCACCAACGGAAAUGAAUAAUUGUCGUCGCCUGGCGGAUAAACCACCGCUGGUGAAGCGUCUCACCAUGGGCAUGGGUCUGCUGCGCUGCAGCGAGGACAGCCGCCCGCUGGUGCACAACACCCGCUCCUCCUCGCUGAACUCCGGCUCCUCGCAAACAAUAUCCGAUGGCUAUGUGAACGAGGCCAUCUGUGAGCCAGACAAGUAUGUGGCAAGCAAAUUUGGUGACUCCUGCCGCCAAUCGUUGACUGCCCUGGAAACGGCCACGCAACGUCUGCACUCCGAGCUGCCGAACAGUAAAAAGUAUUUGAGGGAAACCUGCAGUGCCAACUCCAGUCCCAAGAUGCUUGCCAGCAAUUCACCCUUGCGCCUGGAUAAUCUCAGUUUGGCGGAGCAGCAAGAACUUAAGGGCGCCGCCUGGUAUCAAGCAGGCAUACCACGAGAGAUCUCAUUGGAGGUAUUGUCCCGUCAAAGUCCUGGUGCCUUUCUAGUGCGGCAGAGCAGCACCAAGCCCGGCUGCUUUGCAUUGUCCUUGCGUGUGCCGCCGCCAUCACCGAAAGUGGCGCACUAUCUCAUACUGCGCACACCACGGGGCUACAAGAUUAAGGGUUUUACCAAGGAAUUUAGUUCACUGCGUGCGCUUAUCACACAUCAUUCGGUGAUGCCGGAGCUGCUGCCAGUGCCACUGACACUGCCUCGUCCAGUGCAUCGCACUCGAGCACAGAUCUACGGCAAUGGUGGUGGAGACUUCGAGAUGUAUGGCUCGCUAAACGACUUUCGCAAAAUGAUGGCCGAUUUGAAUGUGUGACCGUUGGGCGCACACUUAAUUAAUUAAGUUAUUAUGUCACGUUAAUUGAAUUAAGCCAGGAGAUACACAGCUUGGGUCUGGCUGUCUAGGCAGGAUAACAAUCUGUUUAAUUUGCUUAAUUGGCUGUGCUGACUGGAUACACAUGCCAUAGCUGGCCCCGAACAAGACUAAAAGAAUUGUAAACAAUUUUACAAACAAUUUUUAAUGAAAGGCAGCGCUUGGAGGGCGUCCGGGGCAUUUGUUGUCUACAUGCACAUAAAAAAUUCAGUUCAAAUCAAAAAUAUAUGAAAAUAUGAUACCAAUAUUAAAACAAGCAAACAA